AUGGCGGAUACAGAGUUGGAAGCGUUGCGUGCUAAACGUCUAGCAGAACUCCAGCAGCAAUAUGCAGGAAAUCAAGGAUCUCGACAGAACGAAGAAGAAGAGAGAAAAAUUAAAGAAGAAGAAUUCAGAAAUCACGUUCUAACUCAAGUCUUAACUCAAGAAGCCAGAGCAAGAUGUAAGCAGUUCUUCUAUGGAAAUCAAGGAUCUCGACAGAACGAAGAAGAAGAGAGAAAAAUUAAAGAAGAAGAAUUCAGAAAUCACGUUCUAACUCAAGUCUUAACUCAAGAAGCCAGAGCAAGAUGUAAGCAGUUCUUCUAUGUAAAAUUAAUUAAGCAUUUUAGUGACUUUAAUACAGAAUAG
Molecule: messenger RNA, 360 nt
Organism: Centruroides sculpturatus (bark scorpion)
Lineage: Eukaryota; Metazoa; Arthropoda; Arachnida; Scorpiones; Buthidae
Exons: 3
Coding region: 1-360 (119 amino acids)
Cellular component (GO): cytosol; nucleus
Molecular function (GO): DNA binding
Source: RefSeq, a predicted model, not a curated record